Necator americanus (New World hookworm) is the source of this 2433-nucleotide messenger RNA. RefSeq lists its product as uncharacterized. Gene Ontology annotation, molecular function: glycerol-3-phosphate O-acyltransferase activity. Gene Ontology annotation, cellular component: mitochondrial membrane. The coding region runs from base 1 to 2433 and encodes 810 amino acids. The transcript has 22 exons. The record is from RefSeq and is a predicted model, not a curated record. NCBI's taxonomy places the organism in Eukaryota, Metazoa, Nematoda, Chromadorea, Rhabditida, Ancylostomatidae. Gene Ontology annotation, biological process: phospholipid biosynthetic process; glycerol-3-phosphate metabolic process; fatty acid metabolic process.
AUGCCGGAGCGCGGCAUCCCGCCAGGGUUCGAAUGGCUUGCGGGAGCGUGUAUUGUGAACAAUCCAGAAGUAUUCUGCAUAUCAUCUUCUCAUCCUUCUCUAAUCAGAUAUGUCAUAAUGGAGGAUUUCUUUCAUUUUCACGAUGUGUUAGGACUCAUUUACGAUUUCGUUCCAGUGGACUCUAAAAUGGUGGUACCAGAGGGAGACACUCUUACUCUCGGUGUUGGAGGUUUCAGCGCUGCCAAGCGGCUUUCCCCUGCACCCUAUAAGCAUAUUCCGGUGUAUCCACUGCGUUCUCCUGCGGUCAAUCUCUCCCACUGCAACAUUUCGCCAAUUCGUCCGUCAUGUUCGAACUGCUUCCCAGAACCUGUGCUUGGAUUUAAGAUGCAGGAUUAUGUGGAUCUUCUAGAAUUUUCCAGGUAUGGUGGAAUCCCUCAUCCUAUUUUACCUGGUGCUCGGCCUCCUUCGCCAUGGUUUGCAGACUUGCGGUACUCUCUCACCACUCCACUCCCACAUUCUUAUCCAAGUGUUUACAAGGAAGUUAUAGAGUCUGAUAAAGUCGCUGCUGCAGUAGUUCAAGGAGAAAAGCCCAGCACACCUAUGCUCAAAGCAAAAAGGAACGUUAAAACGUUCUUCAGCGAGAUUCAUGCCUCAUUAUCACGAUUCAUAUGUAAAAUUUGUGGUUAUAUUCUCUUCAAGGUAUUUCGUCGUCUUAUGACUCGUUUACUUGUAUGUCCAGCACAAAUGAAGAGACUAGUCGACGCUGAAAAGACUGGCAUUCCCCUCGUCUACCUUCCUCUGCACCGCUCUCAUCUCGAUUAUCUACUUAUUACAUGGAGCUCCUGGCACUUCGGCCUUCGUCUUCCACAUAUAGCUUCCGGAGACAAUUUGAACCUUAACGGCCUCGGAUGGCUUCUUCGUGCCACAGGUGCGUUUUUCAUUCGACGACGAACCGAAGUGAACGACAAUAGUGGCAAAGAUGUAAUUUAUAGAGCUGUUCUUCACUCGUACGUUGAGCAACUUCUGAAGAAAGGGCUAUGUAUAGAAUUUUUCCUGGAAGGGACGAGGUGUCGAUUCGGCAAACCUUUGUUACCGAAGCACGGCCUUAUUUCGAAUGUUAUCACAUCGGUACAGCAAAAAGUCAUUACGGACUGUUAUCUAGUGCCUGUAUCCUACACUUAUGAUAGUGUUGCUGAAGGUGUUUUCCUUGAUGAGUUGAUUGGAGUCUCCAAAAAACGUGAAAGUGUUGUUGGGGUGAUCACUGGAAUCUUCAAAAGUUUUGGGAAGUCGAAGAGAUGCGGAGCUGUACGAAUGCACUAUGGAAAACCCGUUCUUCUUUCGGAUUACUUGAACGCGCUGAAAGAAGCUCUCACAUCUCGUGAAGGAGUACCAGAGUUGACCCGCAUACCAAAUGGUUUUGCCUACAGAGAGUUGUUGCAAAUCCAUGGUAAACGUGAAGAGAAAGCAGAUGACAGAACUUUGGUUCGAUCCGUGGGAUAUCACUUAAUCUACGAGGCACAGUCUAUUGUGUCGAUUUCGUUGGUCUCUGUUGUGAGUGCAUUGUUGAUGUGCAAGUUUCGACAGGGUGUUUCUAUAGAAAUACUGUCCGCCGAUUGUCAGUGGCUAUGUGAGCAGAUCAUUCAUGAUGGUUCUGAAGUGAUGGGUUGGCAUAGUGGCGAGACUUGUGGUCGAAACGUCGUAGAGUAUGGUCUUCAGUACAUGCGUGAUUCAGUGGAGCGCCUCAUAGAUCCAAAAGAAGGCACUGACAAUAUAUUUUUGAUCAACAACCAUCGGCAGCUGAUAAAUAUGGCGUAUAACAAAAACGCUCUUGUUCCACUUUUUGCUCUACGGUCGGCUAUAGGAUUGGUGAUGGUAUCUCGCCCUUCUCCGCUUCUGUUUAACGAAGCGUUGAACGAUGUCGCUCUCAUAUGUGAUUUGAUGCAAGUCGAAGUUAUUUUUUGCAAACCGUGCGAAGAUCUUCGGGCGAUCAUAGCAGCAGCUAUUGGCAGUAGCGAUUUGAGUCAUGUAGAUUACGGACUACUUCGCCUUGAAGGUGACGAAAAGGAAUUUGAUGGCGAGAUUAAUCCAAAGCUUGAGGUCCGCGAUGCAAUGUCUUUGGAGAUCCUAGUAUUUUACUCAAACUUCUUGCGCCCAUUCAUGCAGUCAUUGUACCUUGUUAUUGAAAGACUUCUGGCUGGUGACUCGAUUACACAAGAAUCGCAUACAAUUCGACUGUGGUGUAGGAAAUCCAUCGCCGGCUCUACCCACCUACCUUUUCCUCUCCUUCUAGAAGCAGUGAACUCAGAUUCCUUCCGAAACUCGCUCCGUUUAUUGCGAUGCAAGGGAAUACUGACAAGUGAUUCGAAGCAAUUUGAUAGGAAACAGGCAGAAAAAAUUCGCGAUGACCUACUACGGUUGCUGACCAUAAAUUAA